Molecule: messenger RNA, 1374 nt
Organism: Hemicordylus capensis (graceful crag lizard)
Lineage: Eukaryota; Metazoa; Chordata; Lepidosauria; Squamata; Cordylidae
Gene: C4H8orf89
Product: chromosome 4 C8orf89 homolog
Exons: 8
Coding region: 409-1224 (271 amino acids)
Source: RefSeq, a predicted model, not a curated record
CAGGGCACUUCAGCCAAGUGGGGGGAAAGACACGCGCGCGCUCAGCCUUCAGACGUCUCCCUGCCUACUAAGAAAUCUCUCUCGCUUGGGCUGCAGCCCGGACCGCCUCGCCCCUUUAUUGCGGCUCCCUUCGUUGCCUAGCAACCUGCAGCCCUGGUUGCCCGCCUGCGCGGGGCCGGCACUGCAGCCGCCGAGUGACUGUCUGGGCGGGGAUGAGGCGCCGUCGCUGCUGCCCUCCUGGGCCUGGGCGCCGGCUGCCACGGCGGGCCAUGAGCGCCCCGAGGUGCUGCUGCUGCCUCUGCUUGCACCUCCGCCAGCCCUACCGAAGCGAGGGGUCCGGCUGGUGGGGCACUGCUGCUGACCUUCCUUUGCCUUUCCCCGAGUGAGGGCGGCGGUGGAGCGGCCGCUAUGAGCAGAAAUCAGCAGCGCGUCCGCUUGGAGCAAAGGGAAUUACAGGCACAUGAUGGCAAGUUCCCAGAGAUCUCAUGCCUUCCAGAAUGCAGACAAAUCACUUCUCAGUCACCAAAAGAACAAAAGUUGCCAACCCUAACAUCUGAUCGCAAAUAUUUGGACAUGGUCUCAGGAAAAUCAUUUGGGAGUCACCUCCUUGAGAGCAGUUGGAAAAAUGCUGUGGUAAAGACAAAAAAGAUUGCACAGGCAGAAUAUGCCUCUGCAUAUGGCUUGAGAAACUCCGACGAAUACGCUGCAAUGCCAAGUCUUGCUCAGGGAUUCGAGAAAUAUCCAGCAGUAUCAAAUCCCUCUCCUGUUGCACAAAAGACACAAGGUGCCGCUAAUCCAUUUCCAAUGAGCUCUUAUGGGAAGAAUGAUGUCAGUUGUUUGCCACCUUUAUACCUGGUUCCAUCAUCUACAUCAUCACAGUAUUUAAUUGAAGAUUUCAACAAAAGCAGAGGAGAUAUAGCCAUGGGGGAUAUAAACAAGAAAGGGACGUGUUCUUGGAAACCAGGCCCUCUGAAGACAACUGGGAUCCAUGGUGGAGCUGGAGAACUUGGUGCUCUGAGGUUGAAGAAAUACAACCGCUGUUCUAGCCUAAUUUCAUUUCCAGAGGGAUCCAAAUUCAAGCCUGGUUACAAUUUCACAGAUCCAGUCAGUGGAGCUCCUCCUGAAUACCACCAGCGGCUUUGUGAACUGGCUGCUCUGGAAUGUGAAACCAUUCAUCAAGAGAGAAGCAGAAAAAUUAAGAGGACCAAGAAACGGGAGAUGUAGACAACCUCACAGGCAAGGAGCGGGCUUUCUUGCAAUUAUUUAAUGAGUUUAUAUAUUCUUGCCUAUUUCACAUAGUAUGCUGAUCAGUGAACCUCACCAUGUUAAAAAAAAAAUUACCAAACCUGCAAAAUUAAAUUUUAUAUGUUUGUA